AUGAAAGCUCUUGGUUCACAAGAUGUGUGGGACAUUGUUAAUAACAGUUAUGAAGAACCAGAAAAGAAUACGUAUAAAGGAGUAGAUCAAGUCAAGAAGGUUCGCCUUCAAAAAUUGAGAGGUGAUUAUGAAUCACUGCGUAUGAAGGAGUCUGAAUCAGUUUCAGAUUAUACUUCAAGAUUGCUAGCAGUAGUAAAUGAAAUGAAAAUAUAUGGUGAGACAUCAUGUUUGAAAGAUCCAAAUUGGAUCUGGCACUUGAGAUUUGGGCAUUUGAACUUUGAUGGCUUGAGACUAUUAGCCAAGAAGGACAUGGUGAAAGAGUUGCCAUAUGUCAAACAUCCAGAUCAAUUUUGUGAAGGUUGUCUUUACGACAAACAAUCAAGGAAGAGUUUUCCACAAGAAUCAUCUUCGAGAGCGAGGAGACUACUAGAGUUAGUUCACACUGAUCUUUGUGGACUGAUCAAACCAAGUCUUUCGGUUGUUGAAUGUGCAGUGUACUUGUCAAAUUGUUCCCCUAUUAAAAGCUUAUGGUAUAAAACUCCUCAACAAGCAUGGAGGGGAAGAAAACCAUCCAUUGCUCAUUUGAGAUUAUUUGGAUGUAUGGCUUAUGCAUAUAUACCUUAUCAAAAGCAUAGUAAGCUUGAUGAUAAAAGUGAGAAUCAUGUUUUUGUUGGCUAUGAUGCAAGCUUAAAAGGUUACAAGCUUUACAAUCCUGUUAUAAAGAAGACGAUGAUAAGCAGGGAUGUUGUGUUUGAUGAAGAAGCGUGA
Cucumis melo (muskmelon) is the source of this 768-nucleotide messenger RNA. RefSeq lists its product as uncharacterized. Lineage: Eukaryota; Viridiplantae; Streptophyta; Magnoliopsida; Cucurbitales; Cucurbitaceae. The coding region runs from base 1 to 768 and encodes 255 amino acids. The transcript is spliced from 4 exons. The record is from RefSeq and is a predicted model, not a curated record.